AUGAGGCGCAGCAGAUUUCGUCGCCAUCUAUACGUCAGCUUCUUUCCGCUCAGUGUUGUUGUUCUAAUAAUGUCAUUUUCUCAACGGUCACACUUUCUUUUAGAUUACGGAAUUAUCAUAUCCAAUAGACGUGCGCUGCUAUUUCGAUAUUUCCACAAGAGCUGGCGUAAAGUGAAAGCAGAUCUGUUGUCAGCUUGGAAAUUGAGAUGCAGAAGAAUUGCGAAGAAACUGGCAAAGUGUCUGAAAGACGAGAGUUGUGGAGAACGACAACGGCGUAAGAGUCAGGCGAAACUGCAACCCCUUCCCGACCGCCCGAUUCGACGAGUUGCAUCGAAACUCACCCGCAAGCCGGCCAACAAUAUCGAAAAGCUCAAAAGAAAAGGUGACAACUGGACGGCUUACGAUUUAUUUCAAUUUCAAGACAGUGAUCCUGAAGAGGGAACAUCAGAAGAACGCCGAGAGCUUUGUUACGCUUGGCUGGAUCGUCUGCACGUCAUCGUUAAGAAGUACUGCUAUCUGGCCUGGUAUGAGGCCGCAAUUUACGCAUGCUAUUACCGACUAGCACCACUUAUCACGGAUGUUGAGCAAAAACGAAAGAUUUGGACGGACGUGAAGAGGGAAUAUGCAGAAAUCUUUCUCAUGGGACGACGAAUUUGGCGGCGACCGAGCCAUCCAACCCGUCUUCGGGUACUCUGUGACAUGGCGAUGCUUUGUAUACGAUUUGGGGAAAUCGAGGUAAGCUAG
Molecule: messenger RNA, 744 nt
Organism: Angiostrongylus costaricensis
Lineage: Eukaryota; Metazoa; Nematoda; Chromadorea; Rhabditida; Metastrongylidae
Source: the annotation of a GenBank genome assembly